GUCGCGGUUGUGGCCGAGCAGCCUGCAAGGGAGAUUUCUUUCUUCUUCUUUUUUUUUCCCACCUUGGGCUGUGCCGCUGUUGUCGCGCGGCUCUGCGAGCACCUCUCGUCGCAUCCCUGAGGCGGGGAGGAGAGGCUGCUGGUAACGCCAGCGAGGCUGCGGCUGUGCCUCGUUCCCGUUGCGGGAGGUGCGCGCGCGGCUGCCCGAAGUCGCAGGAGGCGGCAGCGGCGGUGGAGAGGGAGGUCUUCCUCCCUCCCUCCUUCCCUGCGGCACCAUGAAAGCCGUGAGUCCUGUUCGGCAUCCCAGUCGCAAAGCGCAGCCCGGCGUGGCGGGCGGCGGCGGGGGACACCCGGCCCUGCGAUGCCUGGCCGAGCACAGCGGCUGCAAGGGGGGUCCGCCGUCGGGCGAGGAGCCGGCUGCGCUGUGCCUGCAGUGCGAUAUGAAUGACUGUUACAGUCGGCUGAGGAAGCUGGUGCCGACCAUCCCGCCCAACAAGAGGGUCAGCAAAGUGGAGAUCUUGCAGCAUGUUAUCGACUAUAUCCUCGACCUGCAGCUGGCUCUGGAAACGCACCCGGCGCUGCUCCGGCAGCAGCAGCAGCCGCCCGCCCUGCACCCGGGCAGCUGUCCCACGGGUACCCCCAGGACCCCGCUGACAGCCCUCAACACUGACCCGGUAAGAGGCUGGCUCUGUUAACAAGCCGGGGGACAGCAUCCUCUGCCGCUGACCGCCGCUCCCCAGGUGUGCGGCGGCGCCGAGCGGAGGCACCGCGGGGGGCGGGCGGCGGCGGGGAGGGGGGACGGCCCCGACCCGGCCCCGCCGCACCGGAGGAAGGAGCCACCCAACCCCCCCGAGCGGUUCCCAUGCUUCAACCCGGCCAGAACCAGCCUUUUCACCGUUUUUGCACGUCCGUAGCGGCACCCCCCCAACUCCCCCUUCACCCCCCUCCCUCGCCUUCCCUCUCCCCGCCCCGUCUCUUCUCUUCCCAGACACAGCGGUGUGUUGUCCCGCUUCUGGGAUUCGGAGCAGGAAAAGUUUGCGACUCUGCCCCCGGGAUAGAGGACCGAGCCUAGACCAGACUUUAGAAGCGUUCUAACUCUUUUUAAGGGACCGAUCAGCUGAAUCUUGAAGCUUUACUAAUCUACCAGAGCAUUUGUAGAUACAUAUUUGACAUCUAUUGUUUAAAAUAGAUGGAUUUUAUUGGGGUCCCAGGGAACUUUCUUCUCCCUGCAGGAAUGUUACAUAUUGUAUAGAAAAAAAAAAAUGAGUGACAUUUCAUACUGUGUAUAUAUAGAGAUGUUCUAUAAGUGUGAGAGAAGUAUAUGCUUUAAUAGACUACUGUAAUUAUAAAAUAUUUUUAAUUAAAUAUUUUUUUGUAAAUAUUAUAAAGGUGUGGAUGGUUUUUUUUUUUAAUCUGUGGGAAUAUCUCUUUAGAAAACCACAGCUCAAGUGUGGAGCUGCUGAUAAUGGAAAUAUCGUGAAUGUUUAGGGCUUUUUUUUUGUUUGUUUGUUUUGUUUUUGUCCCCAAAUGUCCUUUAGACUCGGAAGUUACAGCUAUAGCUAAUAGUCCUGCAUGACUGCAUGAGAUGUCUUAAUUGCGAAUAAACUUGUUCAGAGUCCAUACAAACGUGUUUUCCUCGAUCUAGACUUAAAAUGUUUGUAAGUGUAUUAUAUACAUUUUGAGACCACACUUUUGUCAUUUAGGCACCAGGGGUUUUUAGUGCAUUCUAUAAAAGUUAGCAGUAAGAUGUAGUGUUUUUUACUGAGAACAGAGAGAAAAAAGCCAAAAGCCUAUCUAGUUUUUGCAUUAUGGGGGCGAUGCUUUAGAUCUUUAAUCUGCUUUUUUUUUUAUUUAAAAAGAAACAGUAAUUCUGCUGUUGCAUCAAGAAAUUUGUUCUGGAACUUCAUUUGACACCAAAAGGUUUUGCUGGAAACUUAAUGUUCCUACAACCUAUUAAUUUCUGGGAAAAAAAUAAGUGAGAACAGUUCUCUGCUUGCAACCAAAGGGCAAACCAUUAACAAAACCAGUUGCUGUUUCCUUCGUCCAAAGAGUUAUUAAUACCGACCUGCGGAAAGGCACGUGGGCAAAGUCGUGAUGUAAAGUUUGGUGAUGUAAAAUUCAUCUUUAAAAUGAAGUAGACCAAAAAUCUGAUAACUGCAUCAAGAUUAUUUUUCUAGUACAAAAUGACUUACAUUUCACUGCAGCUAUGUUACAGUUAAAAUCCUGUUUAAUCUCUGUGAUGUGUAACCUACUACAUGUGAACAUUAAACUAGAUUUACCUGUA
Messenger RNA from Colius striatus (speckled mousebird), 2283 nucleotides. It is a transcript of the gene ID4, whose product is annotated as inhibitor of DNA binding 4. Gene Ontology annotation, biological process: cell differentiation; circadian regulation of gene expression; negative regulation of transcription by RNA polymerase II. Gene Ontology annotation, cellular component: cytoplasm; nucleus. The record is from RefSeq and is a predicted model, not a curated record. The transcript has 3 exons. Bases 275 to 694 code for a protein of 139 amino acids. Gene Ontology annotation, molecular function: transcription regulator activity; protein dimerization activity. NCBI's taxonomy places the organism in Eukaryota, Metazoa, Chordata, Aves, Coliiformes, Coliidae.